Pseudophryne corroboree (corroboree frog) is the source of this 2146-nucleotide messenger RNA. It is a transcript of the gene ARG2, whose product is annotated as arginase 2. Gene Ontology annotation, molecular function: manganese ion binding; arginase activity. Bases 154 to 1329 code for a protein of 391 amino acids. The transcript has 9 exons. Gene Ontology annotation, cellular component: mitochondrion; cytoplasm. The record is from RefSeq and is a predicted model, not a curated record. NCBI's taxonomy places the organism in Eukaryota, Metazoa, Chordata, Amphibia, Anura, Myobatrachidae.
UUACGUCCCAAGAUAGGAUGUUCUUCCAAAGUCAAGUAGUCAAAUCCGCGAUGCUGCUGUAAACAGAAUAAAUUGGGUCACUCCGGUAACAAAGAGGACAGAUCAUUGUUCAUCACCCGCCAUCGAGAAUAAGCUGUAGCGACCCUAUUAAAGAUGUCAUUGCCAAUUCGCUUUAUAAAGCUUUUAAAGGAAAAGGUUCGCGUCGUUAACCUGCAGAAGAAAUGCACGCACUCGAUAGCUGUUAUUGGAGCUCCUUUCUCCAAGGGUCAGAAAUGGUGUGGUGUAGAACAUGGACCAGCUGCAAUUAGAAAAGCUGGCCUCAUUGAAAGAUUGUCCGGCAUAGGGUGUGACAUAUACGAUGUUGGGGAUCUGAACUUUGCUCAAGUUCCUGAUGACAAAUUGUACAAUAACACAGUUAAAUACCCUCGUACAGUUGGGCUUGCUUGUCAAGUGUUGGCUGAUGAAGUUAACAGAGUGGUUGGAGCUGGCCACACAUGUAUAACCCUGGGAGGAGAUCACAGUUUGGCUCUUGGUUCUAUUAGUGGUCAUGCCCAACAUUGUUCAGAUUUGUGUGUAGUUUGGGUGGAUGCUCAUGCAGAUAUUAACACACCACUGACAACUUCAUCAGGCAAUCUCCAUGGCCAGCCUGUGUCAUUUCUCCUGAGGGAACUACAGGACAAGGCACAUUUUCCAGAUACCAGCCUCCACUGUAGGCAUCAUCAUUUCAGAGUAAGAAGGAUCUGCACCUGGAAGGCCAACACGCACCUUCAUGUGCGAAGCCAUUUGGUGCCUUUGAUUCCUGGUUUUUCUUGGAUAAAACCAUGUAUUUCUACAUCUGAUAUUGUAUACAUUGGGUUGCGAGACCUUGAUCCAGCUGAACAGUUUAUUCUGAAGAAAUAUGAUAUCACAUACCAUUCAAUGAGACAGAUUGAUUGCUUUGGAAUACAGAAAGUCAUGGAAAAAACGUUUGAUCAGCUAUUGGGAAGGCGGCAGAGGGCCAUUCAUCUAAGCUUUGACAUUGAUGCUUUUGAUCCAGUACUGGCACCAGCUACAGGAACUCCAGUCAUUGGAGGGUUAACCUACAGGGAAGGAAUGUAUAUUACAGAGGAAAUACAUAACACAGGGAUGUUGUCAGCUCUUGAUAUGGUAGAAGUUAACCCAAUUCUUGGAGCUACCUCCAAUGAAGUGAAAGCAACAACCAGUCUAGCAGUAGAUGUAAUAGCUUCAUGUUUUGGUCAGACAAGAGAAUGUGCUCUCAGAAUAAUAGAUGAGCUUCCAACACCUAGUGCAACAUUUGAAUUGGAUAACGAAGAGCAAGUAAUGAUUUAAAGGAUGAAGACAACCUCCUUGCAAGUCCGUAGAAGCAUAGCACUUAAUUAUACAGCCGCAAUGGUUAACCAAUAAAUGACAUUAGUUCUGACCACUGACUUUAAUAAAUAUAGACUAAUUAUAUAGGCAGGUCAAUACGUUUGGACAGAGCUAGAAAAGACUGUAUGUAUAACAAAGGAACUUAUACAAAUGACAGCCAUGUUUAGUUGAUACGUAACAGUUAUAUACUGAAUAUUGUGCUUUAUUGAUAAAUUAGAUAGUAGGAUCGUCUUGAUUCUUUUUCAAGGUAUCCUGCACAGGUACUGCAAAAUAUUUGUCUUAUUAUGCAUUAUAUUUUCUCAUACAUAAUUUGAAGAAAACUAUCAAUGAAGGCCAAUGUGUCUCAUUUAGCAUGAAUCAUCAAGUUACAAUGCAAGUAGUUUGUUCUUUAAAUACUUAAGAUGGCCCAUUACACAGUACGGAUGGUGUAAUGGUUAGCAUUACUGCCUUGCAGCACUAACGUCAUGGGUUUGAUUCCCACCAUGGCCCUAACUGUGUGGAGUUUGUAUGUUCUCCCCAUACUUGCGUGGGUUUCCUCUGGGUACUCUGGUUUCAUCCCACAAUCCAAAAAUAUACUGGUAUGUUAAUUUGCUUCUGAAAAAAAUAACUCUAGUAUGAAUGUGUGUGCAUAUAAAUGUUCUAGGGAAUAUAGAUUGUAAGCUCCACUGGGGCAGGGACUGAUGUCAAUGGCCAAAUAUUCUCUGUAAAGCGCUGUGGAAUAUGUGUGCGCUAUAUAAAUAACUGGUAAUAAAUAAAAAAUAAUUGUGUAACAAGUGCA